AUGUCGACCACCACCACUACCACCGCUCUAACGUCCACCACUCUCAUCGGCACGCUGCCCUCUAUGGCGGGCGCUGCCGCUCUCGUCUCCGGAAAGGCCUGUCCAACUUGCGGCCAGGACGGAUUUUUCGCGGCUGGACAGUCCACAAAUGAUACCCGACGUCGAGCGAAGGACCUCGAAGGCCAAGUCAACGCUCUGAACCUGCAAGCCAUGCAAAUGGCCGAGAAACUGGCCGCAUACGAAGAAGAGAUCCGACGACUGCGUGCGCAACCGUCCUCCCGAAACAACACAUCCGUGUCAUCCACCGCAUCGACGCAAAUCGACCGGUCCCAAUCACCUACUCACCUACAAACAUCUCCGAAAUCGCAACCGGGCCGACUUUCUACUCUUGCCUCUUUCCUCCCCUCCCGUCGACCGAGCGCUACCAGUACCACCCAGGCUCAGCCUGUUGCUUCGCCUCCACCACCGGAGCCUGUACAGCCGACAACCACCCAGGAGGAGACAGUGGAGUUACAGAAUGCGUUGACCCGGGAGCAGAGUCUACGUAAAGCCGCAGAAAGCCAGCUAUCGCAGGCGAGCACGGAGCUGGAGGAGUUGACAGCGCAGUUGUUCAGCCAGGCAAACGAGAUGGUCGCGCAGGAACGCAAGGCACGAGCUCGGCUCGAAGAGCGUGUCGCGGUACUGGAACGUCGAGAUGUCGAGAAGCGCGCUCGACUGGAGCGCUUAGAGAAAGCGAUGGCACGUGUGGAGCGGAUCCGAGCGAUGGUCGGAUAG
Aspergillus luchuensis is the source of this 774-nucleotide messenger RNA. RefSeq lists its product as uncharacterized. The coding region runs from base 1 to 774 and encodes 257 amino acids. Lineage: Eukaryota; Fungi; Ascomycota; Eurotiomycetes; Eurotiales; Aspergillaceae. The record is from RefSeq and is a predicted model, not a curated record. Gene Ontology annotation, cellular component: Golgi to plasma membrane transport vesicle; cell tip. Gene Ontology annotation, biological process: exocytosis. Gene Ontology annotation, molecular function: guanyl-nucleotide exchange factor activity. The transcript has 2 exons.